Molecule: messenger RNA, 7055 nt
Organism: Vespula pensylvanica (western yellowjacket)
Lineage: Eukaryota; Metazoa; Arthropoda; Insecta; Hymenoptera; Vespidae
Gene: Dlg5
Product: disks large homolog 5-like
Exons: 12
Coding region: 256-6108 (1950 amino acids)
Molecular function (GO): protein binding
Source: RefSeq, a predicted model, not a curated record
ACACACAUGCACACAUGCACGUAUUAACACCGUGUCUUCUGUUCGUCGCGUGGAAAAAGUGACAUGCAUGAUAAAUUUCGAUAUACUCCAGUAUGUGCGUUUGUAUUGGAGCACCAGACAAUAUAGAUGUGUGGCAGGUGCAAUGUUGCAUCCCCCUGAUGCGCGCGACUACGUUUAUAUAGUAGCUCUAAUGUCAUACCGAAGGCUACUUCUUAGUAAUUCACAAAGGGUUCACUCUUCCGUGAAGUACAGUAUAUGGGUACUUUCCAGGCGAUACCUAGCACGUACCUUGCUAGAAAAAUAUUUGUAGAGACUUGGUGGAACGAGAGCAUGGCUUCUGGUGCAUCAUCCUUGGGUAGCGCUGGAGGUAGUGAUGGAGCAAUAAAUAUGGAAAGAGACAAUGGAGGCUACGGGAGCGUUGGAAAUCCUGUUGGGAGUCCUGAAUGUCGUACCGAUUAUGAGGGCUUACAAGCUCAGUGUGAUAAAGCAAUGCAUCAGCUUAAGUUACUUAGGCAUAAGCACUCCGAUACUGUUAGACGGUGUGAACAUACUAUGAAAGAAUUGGAGUAUUAUCGUGGACAACAUAUAGCAGUCAUGAAUCAAUUAGAAGCGACGUCCCAAGAAAGUUCUGCUCUCCGUGGAAAGUAUGGAGAUUUGGUAAAUGACAAACAGAGACUGGACAGAGAAGUGCAAGCAUUACAGAAAGAAGUGUCGGAAUUGAGAUGUCAGAAUCAAGAAGCUCUUGUUUCCGACAGCAACAACGGAGAUAUGAAUCAGCAUUAUUUAUCUGCGCUUAGAAGAUAUGAGGCCAUCAAGGACGAAUACGACUCGCUUAGAAAGCGAUACGAUGAUUUAAUAGCAUCUCAUUCCUCCGUUGUUAACAAGUUGGAAUUAUCGCAAGAAGAAGCUGCAAGAUUGAAGAAACAGUAUGAUGAAAUUCUCCAAGAACGUAACACUGCCGUACGUGAGCGUAAUGGGUUGAAACAACAAUGUACCGCUGCCAUAAGGCAGUGGGACAUUGCGUUGAGGGAGAGGAACGAGUAUAGAGAAGCUCUUGCUAAAAUGCAGCAACAACACGAAGAAGCGGUGAAAGAAAUUAAUCAAGCUAUGGUGUUACGUAUGAAAACAAGCAAAGAUAUUAAGCGGCUUACGGAGGAAAGGAAUGCUGCAUUACAAGAAUAUAGUUUAAUUAUGGGUGAAAGAGAUACCGUACACAAGGAGAUGGAGAAACUUGGCGAUGAUCUGACCCAAUCGUUUACUAAAAUCACACACUUAGAAAAUCAAAAUAAACAACUCGUUGACGAGAAAAAGACACUGUCCUAUCAGAUAGAAACUUUGAGGAGAGAAAUAUCGUCUGCUCUUCAAGACAGAGACGAGUCUUUAAAGCAGUGCAAUGAAUUACGUCAAAAGUUCGGUGAUUAUUCCGAAGGUGCGAACAGAGACUACAAGAAUCGUUUGGAGUUGCAUUCUUAUAACCGAGAACGAGACAAUGCGAGCAAAGAGGCCGAACGUGAAACAAACAAUGGAGAUGCAAAGAGAGAGAAAGAACGUAUGGACAAUAUAGACCAAGCGAAUUUAGAAUUAGACAAGCUUAGAAAAUCGGUAGACACGUUGCAAGCCGAACUGGAGGAAGCGAUACAAGAGGCAGAAGUAUCCAAACGAAGGAGAGAUUGGGCAUUUAGCGAGAGAGAUAAAAUAGUACUGGAGAGAGAGAGUAUAAGAACUUUAUGCGAUAGAUUAAGAAAGGAACGUGAUCGUGCUGUUUCGGAAUUGGCAGGCGCUUUGCGUGAUUCUGAUGAUAUAAAAAAACAACGAAACGAGGCUUCGAGAGAGUUGAAAGAUUUAAAGGAGAAGCUAGAGUCUGGCGACGCAUUGAGAGCAAGUGUCUUUGGGCAAGGUCUUGCGCAUGGUCACGACAACACUAUCGACGCGGAACCCAACGAGUGGGAAGUACUUACUAUCCAUAUGGAUUUGAGCAGACUCGUGGAUACUGAUCGUGAUCUGGGGAUAAUGUUAGUGGGGGGACGUGAUAAUCCAUAUUACCCUAAUGAUACGGGUGUUUAUGUAGCACAAGUUACACAAGGAAGUACGGCUGACGGCAAAUUGAGAGUAAACGAUUGCAUCAUACGUGUGAACAACGUUGACUGUGCCUCGGUAUCUUCAAGAAUGAUAUUAGAAACGCUACGUUCUUGUGCCGUGAGUCCGACAACGUUGACUAUAAGAAGACGAAGAUUAAGUAGAAGAUCGUUGAGGACUAUACAGUUACCUGUCGGGUCUAUUCCGCAUGGAAUCGCUUUGGAGCUUGGUAUAUACAUAUCAAAGAUAUCACCUGGCAGUUCAGCUGCCAAAGAUGGAAAUUUGGCUGUUGGCGACAGAGUCUUGAACAUCAAUAGCAAACCGAUGGAAGGAAUCAAUUCGGCUCACGAGGCAAUGACUAUCUUGAACGACAAUACAACGGAUGUAUUAACGAUCACCACGCUUAAGGGAAUUCCUUUAUCCUCUGCCACCAGUUCGGAAACGAUGCCGAUCAGUGGCAGUUUUGCAUCGGAGAAGCAAAAGAUGGUAAACAGUUGUUCGCAAACCGACCAUGAACGAUUGAUGUUGAAAACAACGUCGGACGACUCCGACAGAAGAUACAUUGGCUCGAACUUCGGAGACAGGAGCGUUUACAAAGUUUCGAAGUCUGUUAGCGGGGAAAAGCCAAGUGGGAUAAGCAACGCUUGGGACAACAUAAGAGAAAAGAUCGAUUUCGUGAGGGGCCGUAAACCUAGCAAAGAUCGGGAUGACAAGAAGAAGAGACAUCCCAAUUCAAGUCCAAAUACGUUCGAACAGGAACAGGAUGCGAUAGCGGAACUCGAUUCGGUUAUAGAGAGUUAUCACAAGAAAACGACUAACGGCGUACUGAAAAGAAGUAAACGUCGUGGGACAGAGAAAAUGGAGAAAAACGGUGGUACAUGGCCCAAGGCUAGAGGUGGUCCAUUGAUACAAAAUGGUACCGGUACGAUAUUACAUCCACGUAAAACGAAGGAAAGGCUACCACUGAGCGUACUUCUGAAUCAUCCGCCAAAGUAUGAUAGUUACAACUAUAAUCGUAUUUCCAACCCUAUCCCCCUAGCUAAUUUCUCUAAUGUCAGUAAUCGGCAUACCGUAUACAAAGCCGUAGAAACACCGUUACCAAAUUUCAGCAAAUCGGGACAACUCUUUGGUCAGAAGUCCUUCACGCCGGCGGUACAGUUCAAGGAUAUUACGAUAGAUAAGAAAGUGACGAUCGAGAUUGAGAAUACUGAUAACAGGCUUAGCUCGGCUUUGGCGCCGUCCGAGACUAGUAUCGAUGUCUCUGUAAAGUCUGCUAAUAUCGCUCGAGACAUGGACUACUUCGCUAAAAAGAAAGCGCAGAAGUACGCUAUGAGUAACGAUAGCCAGGUAGAAACGUUGCAACAUAAUAGAGCGCACUCUCAACUCUAUUCGGGAAUUGGGUCAUCGACUUCGUCCACUAGUGGACCUAGACAACAGCUAGCUGGUAAUUUCUCUUUUCCCCCCUACACGCAUUUGCAUCCGCAUCCACACCAGCAGAACUCUUUACCCUCGAGAUAUCCAUCACCACCGUCAUUGCCGUCUGCACAAUCCGGAGAGUCUAUAGGACUUCCCGAUGCACGAUCCUACUGUUUCGAGCCUCCGUAUAGUCCGGGCCCGCAAACGGGUUUUGGUCAUUUGCACACACCCUCCGUAGAUUUGCAUUACCACAAACCUCGUGCUCCACCGGUCGGCAUGGCAUACGAUGUGCCAGCGUAUACUCAUGGAUACGAAGGUGGUACGUUUCCAAGAAAAAAAGAAAAUCAACGUUUUCGUAUACCGUCCAAUCCUAGUGUUACAUCAAAAAACAGUGUUGGCAAACUUUCGACUGGGAGUAUAGAAAGAACGUCGGAGAGAGGCAGUCCGAUGCCAACUUUUCACGUGGAGGUUCUCAGUCCUGGAACGGGUAAUGGUAGUAGUACCGGAGGAACCAUCAGAGGAGGCAGCAAUAGCAAGAGAUCGAGUAUGCCGGAUUAUUGUUACUCUCAACCUCGACCAGCUCCUGGUGAAUUACGUAGAGUUCACAUAGACAAAUCGGUCGAGCCAUUAGGCAUACAAAUUUCUUGUUUGGAAAGUGGAGGAGUUUUCGUUUCCACCGUCAGUGAACAUAGCUUGGCGUCCCAAGUUGGUCUUCAGAUCGGUGAUCAACUUCUAGAAGUAUGUGGAAUUAAUAUGAGGAGUGCUACUUAUCAACUAGCUGCCAACGUUUUACGCCAGUGUGGUAAUUCCAUAACGAUGUUGGUGCAGUACAGUCCAGACAAGUACAACGAACUUGAAGGAUCAGCAUCCUCUAGUUCUUCGGAAGCUGGUGGUGGAGAAGGUGGCACCAGAAGUGGCUCACCUACACCAUGUAACAGUCCUGAAGUUCCAAGGAAAACGACCAUCGAACCUUUGGAAAAUGCCGAACCUGAACGUGACACUACCACCACUACUACUACUACUACUUUAUUGAGUGUAAAACGUACAGAACGAGAUAUCAGAAAUUCUGCUUCGUUGGAAGUUAGGUCUACGCAAGAAAGAGAACGUGAAAUCAGAAAUUCAGCAUCUUUGGAUAUCAAUAUUAGAAAACCUGAACUACGUAGUUCGGCUACUCUCGACAAUAUGCGCAAUUCCGCGACUCUUGAUACUUUACGUGUAACUGGGAGCACGCUAACGCGUGCACAACUUAAUCAGGCUGCGACAACGUUGCAGAGACAAAAUGCAACUGUGAGGAGCCCGACGCAAGAAGAACAAAAUCGUAAAAGUCCAACUCCAGGUGAACCAAGAUAUUUAUUCAUUGAAACUAGGAAGUGUUCUAACUUAGGUAUAUCGCUCGUGGGAGGCAACGGCGUUGGUAUAUUCGUUCAUUCCGUGCAGCCUGGCUGUUUGGCAGAAGAAGCUGGUUUACGUACUGGUGAUAGAAUUUUGGAAUACAACGGUGUAGAUCUGAAACAAGCAACCGCUGAACAAGCCGCAUUGGAAUUAGCAAGACCAGCGGAUAAAGUGACCUUAAUAGCUCAAUAUUUACCACAGCGAUAUAACGAAGUCAAGGAUAAACCUGGUGAUAGUUUUUACAUCAAGGCGAUGUUUGAUCGAGUCAGUGAAAUGGGAGAUAGUUUGCAACUUCAUUUCAACAAGGAUGAUAUUUUGUAUGUGGAUAAUACUAUGUUCAACGGUACACCUGGCCAUUGGAGAGCUUGGUUGGUCGAUCAAACAGGAAGGCGACAAACUUGUGGUAUAAUUCCAAGCAAAUUCAAAGUCGAAGAAGAAUUACUUUUGCGUCGAUCUUUGGGAGAUAUAGAAACGGAUGCUGGCAGACGUGGUACAACCAGCGCACGUAGGAGCUUCUUCCGUCGAAAGAAACAUCAACGUUCGUCCAGUAGAGAUAGUAAAGAACUAUCUCAUAUUACUGGAGUAAAUAUGGGCUGGUAUAGCGAUAGUGGAACAUUGAACGAGGAAAGUCUUCCAGCUAGUUAUCAGCGUGUCGAAAGACUCGAUUAUCCAGCUUUAAGACCUGUAUUAAUAAUUGGUCCUCUGAGCGAAUGCGUUGUGACAAAAUUAUUACAAGAAUUUCCUGGACAAUUUACAAGAUGUCUGGCAGAAGCUAUGCACUGUUCUCAAGCGACACUCGAACAAGGCUUAAGAGACUCACUUUACGUGGACUACAGGAAGAAAGGAAGUUAUUUCGAAUGUACCACUGUUCAAGCUGUCAAAGAUAUUUGCGAAAAGAGCACACACUGUAUCUUGGAUAUAUCAAUCGCUUCUAUCGAGCGACUUCAUAGACAUCAGAUCUAUCCAAUAGUCUUAUUGAUCAAAUUUAAAAGCACUAAGCAAAUAAAGGAGGUAAAAGACUCAAGGUAUCCUAGCGAUAAAGUCAGCGCUAAGGCUGCUAAAGAAAUGUACGAGCAAGCGCUUAAGUUAGAAGCUGAAUAUAGGCAUUUUAUUUCUGCUGUGAUCCCAGCAGGAGUGAACGUUGCCUAUAUAUGCACACAAGUCAAGGGGGCCGUUGAUGAUGAACAAAGUAAGGCACUUUGGGUUCCACGAGGACUUCCCUGACAUCAGAGGGGGGGUCCCCGUAAACCACAGUGGAAAUCAAUAUAAUUCCACCAGGGGGCCCUUACGUCGUGCAUGCUUAAAAAAAAAAAAAAAAUUAUGCUUUCAAACAUUUUUAUUUUUGGUCUUUUAUCGAAAAAGAUACAUACAUAUUUUCUGAAACUCGUUCUCAAAGAUUUUCACUUAUCGGGGUCCCAUUUUUGCGUUCGGUCUCACUUUUAUGUUGAAUUAAUAUUUCAUUGAUAAUAGAAAAAUUAUCAGGGCUUGUUUAUUUAUUUAUUUAUUUAUUUUAUUUGAUUUUUUUAUUUUUUUCGUUUUCUUUUACAUAGGUAAUUGCGAAAGAAAUGAUCUCGUAAUAACAUCACACUCAAUUUUAAAUGUAUAUAAAUGAUAACUGUGCAUAUUACUUUUGAAUACAAGUUAUUAAAAUAAUGAAAUUAUAUGAUGGGACAUUUUUGUUCUUUUUUAAUUCAUUACUUUGAGUUCUGGUUGAUUUAAAAGUGUAUUGGAAAGAUCGAUUUAAAGAUGUAUUGGAAUGAUUGAUUGGAAAUUGUAUUGAAAGGAUUCAUUGGAAAUAAUAUUUUAGAGAUUUUAUCAGACCAUUGAUAGGCGAAAUUUGAUAUCCGUCGUAUCGUGGCCCGCUGAUGGAUGAAUAUCGAUCAGACACACAAUCGUUUAGUUAAAAAAUCAACUGCUGUCGUGCCUGCACCCGUUGUUAUAAACUCUUCGAAUCAAUUUUAAUAUCUGGAAUAGGAAAGAGUGAUUGAAAAAUGAACUUUUAUAGUUCAUAGUAAGGCUGUACAAACAACAUGAUGUAUUUUAUGUUGAGAAAGAGAUACUUAUUUGUAUAUAAUUUAUCUAAACAAGAUUACACAAUAUUUUCUUAUUAAGUAUUAGUUAAUAAAUAAAAAGUAGUAUUAGAUUAUAUUUUAAAUAAUAUUUAUAUGUGC